Messenger RNA from Rotaria sp. Silwood1, 1536 nucleotides. NCBI's taxonomy places the organism in Eukaryota, Metazoa, Rotifera, Eurotatoria, Philodinida, Philodinidae. The record is from the annotation of a GenBank genome assembly.
AUGUCAAAAGAAGAAAUAGAUAUUUUAUAUAGUAAAAAAGGUCAAUUAAUAUCAUUAAAUGGAUUUCUAUCAACAAGUCGAAAACAAGAAAUUGCUAAUUGUUACUCGAAAGAAGUUAUUUUUAUAAUUCAAACAACAUUUAAUUUAUCUUAUGGAUGUUUUGCACAUGUUGCAUCUAUGAGUCAAUUUCCACAUGAAGAUGAAGUUUUAUUUGAUCUUGCAUCCGUUUUUAAAAUUAUUGAUAUUAAAUAUGAUGAAAUAAAUGGUAAAUGGAAUAUUUAUUUGAUAACAACAGAUGAAGGAACUAAUGUUGUACAAGCAUAUAUAAAUUCAAUUAAAAUUGAAGCAAAUGAAAUAAAUAUUGAUUUUAUUUUUGCUAGAUUAUUAAUACAAAUAGGAGAAUAUAAUCUUGCACAUGAUUAUUUAAAUAAAUUGAUAACAAUCAUAUCUGAUGAAAAUGAAACUCGUGAUUUAGCACUUAUCUAUUAUUAUAAAGGUUUAAAUUUAUAUCGUGAAGGAAAUUAUUCUCAAUCUAUGAUUGAAUAUGAAAAAGCACUUGUUAUUCAACGUAAAAUAUUUCCUAAUGGUCAUUCAGAUUUAGGUGAAACAUUAGGUGGUAUUGGUUUAUUAUAUGAUAAUAUGGGAAAAUAUGAAUUAGCAUUAGAAAAACAUCUUGAAUGUUUAUUAAUAAGCGAAAAAAUACUUUCAAAAGAUCAUGUACAUAUUGCUGAAGCAUUAAAUAAUAUUGGUCUAUGUUAUGAUCGUUUGGGUAAAUUUGAAUUAGCAUUAGAAUAUGAUAUUCGGGCUUUAGAAAUGAAACAACGUCUUUUUCCACAUAAUCAUCCAGAUAUAGCAACAAGUUUAAGUAAUAUUGGUUUAGCAUAUUAUAAUCAUUAUAAUUUUGAACAAGCACUUGAUUAUCAUCAACGAUCAUUAGCUAUGAAAGAACAAUGUUUACCAUCAAAUCAUCCUGAAUUAGCUGUAUCAUAUUGUAAUCUUGGUCUUGUUCAUUUAGCUUUAAAUCAUUAUGAUAAAGCACUUAUUUAUUAUAUGCGAGAUUUAUCUAUGAGUGAAAAAACACUUCCUUCAGAUCAUUCGGAUAUCGGUAUAACUCAUCAUAAUCUAGGUAAAAUUUAUCAAGCAAAAGAAAAAGGAAGUCAUUUAGCAUUGAAACAUUAUCAAAAAGCUAUUGAUAUUUAUAUGAAAAGUUUACCACGUCAACAUCCAUAUAUUGGCAUGUCAUUAAUGUAUAUAGGAGAAAUUUUAUGUGAUCAAAAUAAUUUAGAAUGUGCACUUCAAUAUGCAGAAGAAGCUUUUCAUAUUCUUGAAGCAACACUUUCUGAAGAACAUCGACGACGUGCUGAAUCAACAUAUAUAUUAGCAAAAGUUUGUAAAAAAUUGAAUCAAAUUGAUAAAGCAUUAGAAUACGCAUAUAAAGCGCAUCAUAUUCAAUUGAAAACUCUUGAUAUUGAUCAUAAAGAAGUACAAAAAACAUUGGAAUUAAUUAAAAGUAUUAAAAUAAUGAAAAAUGUUUGA